This is a messenger RNA of Strongylocentrotus purpuratus (purple sea urchin), 1828 nucleotides long. RefSeq names its product monocarboxylate transporter 12-B. Gene Ontology annotation, molecular function: monocarboxylic acid transmembrane transporter activity. Gene Ontology annotation, biological process: transmembrane transport. The transcript is spliced from 4 exons. NCBI's taxonomy places the organism in Eukaryota, Metazoa, Echinodermata, Echinoidea, Camarodonta, Strongylocentrotidae. The record is from RefSeq and is a predicted model, not a curated record. Bases 287 to 1627 code for a protein of 446 amino acids.
AUAUUCAUUGGCUGGUCGACUGAAAUUCAAUACGCCGUGUUAUGAAUAGGUCGCACUCGAACCAGGUAGAAAAACAAGCAAAUACAGAAAUACAUGACUGGAUUGAGAAAUGCAUGUAUAAUCUUGUAACAGAUUGUCGGCAAAUCUCUGGAACAUUACAAGAUUUUAAGCCAGUAUUUUCUGCAAUUAACCAAGCAGCCCUGUAGCUCAUAGAGAUACUUGUAACAUAGCGGUACAGCUCGACGACUACCUUCAAAAUAAAAGUGAAGAUUUAUAGUCGGUAAUCAUGUCGGACCAACUGUCAUCUUCAAGGGUCUUCGUUUUCGUCAUGGCGCUUUUUUUCAUCAACUUCAUAGAGAUGGGUGUACUGAAGAGCUUUAGCGUCCUCGUUGAUGACCUCGUCAUCCAACUCAAUACCAAUCUUGGUACAAUCGGACUCAUCGUCGGCAUCUACCACAGCUUUACAUACGCCCUAGCACCAUUUAUCGCACCGUUUGUGAAUGACAUGAGCGUGACUCUUAUCUCUGUCGUCUGUGCAGUGGGUUCCAUUUCACUCAGCCUAGCUUACUUAGCUUCUGACAUCAUCCAGUUUGGUUCUGUGUGUCUACUCUCGGGAGUUUGUUACUCAGUCGUCCGUCUAGCAGGAGUAAUCCUCUUCUACAAAAAUGUCCGGGAAAACUUCUCCAUUACCUUUGGCAUCGCAGACACCGGCAACGCCAUCGGGAUGAUGGUUGUACCCCUUCUGACCGAGUUCCUUUUGGAGACCUACGGUUGGAAUGGUACCAUCCUUCUUCUGGGCGGACUCCUCCUCCAGAACUCCAUCUUCCUAUUGCUUAUGAAAGGCCGUCCCAGAGAAUCGGAAGAUGACGACUCUGAUGUCCGAGAGACAUCGCCAAGCUCCGUUGAUUCCGAAGUGGAUGACGAUGUCUUUGAUGAAGACGAUGACCUGCUACAACGUAGACGCGACGACGGAGGAUCUCGUUCCGCCACGUCCUCAGCGUCCGUAUGGAGAUGCUGCCACUGUGUCUACACGUACUUUGGCCUCUCGUUGUUCUUCGAGUACCGCCACACUGCCGGGGUCAUGUUCUACAUGGUGCUUUCUGGUAUCAUUAACACAUCCUGGCUCGUCUUCCUCAUUCCUCAUGGUGUAUCCAGAGGCUUCCGUCUAUCCAAGGCUGUCUUCCUGGCAACCUGCGGAGGAUUCGGCAAUGUUUUGGGUCGCGUCGCCCAGGGACCCAUCGUCGACCGGGAGUGGAUGACAUCCCUCGAUCUCACCAUCAUCUUUACGGUCAUCAAUGCAGUGGUCUUUCUCUUGGAUCCCUUGAUCAUUGACUUCGUUUUGCUGUGCAUCGCAGCGUUUGUGGGAGGACUGGCCAUCGGCUCAAGAACAACGCUUACAGUGGUGAUCGCUAAGGAAUACUUCCCAUCAGACUCGUUCUCAUUGGUUUAUGGAUUACAGUGCCUGUUCUACAGUGUAGGUGAACCACUUGGAGGUAUUAUGGCAGGAUGGUUGGCUAGUAGAGUAAGCUUCAGCGUGUCUUUCAUGGUGUUGGGAGGAGUGGAAGUCUUAACUUGCUUGAUCUUGAUACCAACACGAUAUUUAGUCACUAGAAAUACAACGACUUAGUCCUGCAUUUCACCCUGAUUAAUGCCAGAAAGAGCUGGAUUGAACGUCCAUGAAGCUGCACCCCCACUCUUCAGGCCAUCAAAGUACCCAAACCAAAAGUGAACUGUGAUGAGGCGUCUGAUGCAUGUAUGUUUAUCAUACCUAUCACUUAUAUAUCAAGUCAACCUUCCAGGCAUUAAGAGUAUGCUCAUGAUACCAUUU